CAGGUUAACGUUACGUGGUUUGAUUCAAAUCCUAUUCGUUCCAAUCCGGAAAUCGGUUUACCGGAAUUCGUUAUUACCGCUGUCGCCAAAGGUUACUGUAACGGAACAUAUCGCUACGCAUUGAUGCCAAAUUCAUAUAAACUUGAUAAUUUUAGUUGUUUGGAAGGGAAUUUGUACUUAUCACGUUCAAUUGGUUACAAUCUUGUUCAGUCAUAUAUUCCGACUGGAUUAAUUGUGAUGAUCUCAUGGGUUUCGUUUUGGAUCGAUCGACGAGCUGUACCUGCAAGGGUCACACUGAGCUUUACAACAUUGGUGUCAUUGACUACAUUAGGUAAUGGUCUCCGUUUUGGAUUGCCUCAAGUCAGCUACGUGAAAGCGAUUGAUCUCUGGUAUGGAGCGUGUAUGCUUUUUGUUUUCUCUGCGUUACUGGAAUUUGCUAUUAUCAACAGUUAUAUGCGGAAAUCCGAGAAAUUCGACUCUAUGGGGAAACGAAUUUAUUCGAGUGUACAUAGUGGAAGAAGUGAGUGCCACCUACUCAAACUAGUUAUCAUCGAGCCUCCAAAAAAUCCCUGGGAAAAUCUGGAUCAGUGCAAAAUUUUCGUCUUUUUAUUACUGAAAUCUUUUCAGAUGUCCCAAGAUUAUUCGAGACAAGCGCUGCGGAUAGACAAACAAUGCCGAUACGGAUUUCCUCUAACAUUUCUAGCAUGGAACCUAUGGUAUUGGUGGUAUUAUCUGGUUUUUCAAAAGGUCGACUACUUCAGUCUUAUAGAGUGA
Molecule: messenger RNA, 774 nt
Organism: Haemonchus placei
Lineage: Eukaryota; Metazoa; Nematoda; Chromadorea; Rhabditida; Trichostrongylidae
Source: the annotation of a GenBank genome assembly